Molecule: messenger RNA, 1038 nt
Organism: Cyphellophora europaea CBS 101466
Lineage: Eukaryota; Fungi; Ascomycota; Eurotiomycetes; Chaetothyriales; Cyphellophoraceae
Exons: 3
Coding region: 1-1038 (345 amino acids)
Biological process (GO): ribonucleoside monophosphate biosynthetic process; purine nucleotide biosynthetic process; 5-phosphoribose 1-diphosphate biosynthetic process
Cellular component (GO): ribose phosphate diphosphokinase complex; cytoplasm
Molecular function (GO): ribose phosphate diphosphokinase activity; magnesium ion binding
Source: RefSeq, a predicted model, not a curated record
AUGGCGUCCAACUCGAUUAAACUGUUGACUGGCAACAGCCACCCAGAGCUGGCCAAGCUCGUGGCUAGAAGGCUAGGGAUCGAGCUCACCAAGAUUAUGGUCCUGCAGUACUCGAAUCAAGAGACUUCAGUGACUAUUGGCGAGUCCGUCAGAGACGAAGACGUCUUCGUCCUCCAGUCGACGCGUCCCAACGACAUCAACGAUGGUUUGAUGGAGCUGCUCAUCAUCAUCAAUGCCUGCAAGACGUCGUCGGCGCGCCGCAUCACUGCCAUUCUCCCCAACUUCCCCUACGCCAGACAAGAUAAGAAAGACAAGUCACGAGCGCCCAUUACCGCGAAGCUCAUGGCCAAUAUGCUGCAGACUGCUGGUUGCAAUCAUGUCAUAACCAUGGAUCUGCAUGCCAGCCAAAUCCAAGGCUUCUUCAAUGUUCCCGUCGACAACCUCUACGCGGAACCCUCUUCCACCAAGUGGAUCCGAGAGAAUCUACUACACGUGGGCGAAUCUGGCAAUGAGAUCAACGGCCCGAGACAAGAGUGUGUAAUCGUAUCUCCCGAUGCUGGCGGCGCCAAAAGGGCGACAUCCAUGGCCGACAGGCUCGACCUUUCCUUCGCGUUGAUCCACAAGGAGCGCUCUCGGCCUAACGAAGUCUCUCGCAUGACACUCGUGGGCAACGUGAAGGACAAGGUCGCCAUCCUCGUCGACGAUAUCGCUGAUACUUGCGGCACGCUUUCCAAGGCGGCGGAUACACUCAUCAAGCACGGUGCCAAGGACGUUGUUGCGCUUGUCACGCACGGCGUAUUGAGUGGCAACGCCGUGGAGACGUUGAAGUCAGGCGCGCUUUCGAGACUGGUGAUAACGAACACGGUGCCGAUCCCAGAGCAGAAAUGGGAAGCGCUGAGCCAGGAAGUGUGGGAGGAUGGCAAGCUGAAGGGAUGCAAACUGGAAACAAUCGACAUUGCACCUGUGUUGGCCGAAGCCAUUCGGCGCACGCACAACGGCGAAAGUGUGAGCUACCUGUUCAGCCACAGCGUUGACUAG